Prunus armeniaca (apricot) is the source of this 510-nucleotide messenger RNA. Lineage: Eukaryota; Viridiplantae; Streptophyta; Magnoliopsida; Rosales; Rosaceae. The record is from the annotation of a GenBank genome assembly.
AUGUCAAACUUGUUGAGGGUGUUGGAGAGGCAACAGAAACAAAGGGAAGAAACAAGGCGUAGACGUGCUCAAGAAGAUCGGGAAGCCGAUGAAGAAGAGGAACUACUGCUUGCAGCAGCGGUGUGUAUGAUGGAUCAAUCAAGGCAAAACCGUCGUCCUCGUGCCCCGAAUGUGGACAGACGUAGGGAGUCUCGGGGUAAGAAUCUCAUGGAGGAUUAUUUUAUCCCAAUUCCGUUAUAUCCUGCUUCUAAGUUUCGAGAAAGAUAUAGAAUGCAACCACAUUUGUUCCAAAAAAUCAUGCAUGAUAUUUGUAAUUACGACACAUACUUCAUUCAAAAGCAUGAUGCUGUUGGAGCUUUAGGUCUUAUCCCGGAGCAAAAACUGACAGCUGCUUUGCGGAUGCUUGCUUAUGGGGCAUCUGCAGAGCAGGUGGAUGAGAUUGCAAGGAUGGGAAAAUCUACUGUCCUAGAGUGCUUGGUGAGAUUUUGUAAUGCAGUGGAAAAUUUGUAA